AUGGGCGAGCAGCAGAUCCAGAUCACAGACCUCGACCCCAACCAACUGCAGGAGGUCAAGAAGCAGCUCGACGAGGUAGGUGUUGACGUCUCGGCUGUGCCGCCUCGCCUCGCUCACACCCACCAGGAGCUCGACCACUUGACCAACUCGUUCGGCCAGCUCAAGCAGGCGCAGUCCAAGUUCCGCUCGUGUGUGGCCGACGUUGACGAGCUCACACCUGCGUCUGAGAACAAGGAGGUGCUCAUCCCCCUCACGUCCUCGCUCUACGUCCCCGGCAAGCUCACAGACGUGAGCAGCGUCGUCGUCGACGUCGGAACAGGAUACUACGUCAAGAAGACCCGGGCAGAGGCCUCGGCGCACUACGCCGCCAAGGCCGAGUUUGUCGGCAAGAACCUCGAGACGCUCCAGAAGACGAUUGAGCGCAAGCAGGAGAACGUCCAGAGCGUCGUGCAGGUCCUGCAGAUGAAGCUCCAGCAGCAGCAGGGCGGCCAGGGCCAGGCCAAGGCGUGAGCACACGAGUAGAGCAGCAAGCACGAGCAUCCACAUUUGUACCCUGCAUGUAUACCCAUC
Molecule: messenger RNA, 570 nt
Organism: Vanrija pseudolonga
Lineage: Eukaryota; Fungi; Basidiomycota; Tremellomycetes; Trichosporonales; Trichosporonaceae
Gene: bob1
Product: putative prefoldin subunit 5
Exons: 3
Coding region: 1-510 (169 amino acids)
Biological process (GO): RNA polymerase I assembly; RNA polymerase III assembly; protein folding
Cellular component (GO): cytoplasm; prefoldin complex
Source: RefSeq, a predicted model, not a curated record